UUCUGAAAGUUUUCGGAAAGGAAGCGGCGGAGGAGCGGUUUGGACGGCGAGGGGCACAGGAGGUGGCUCGGGAGCCCUCCGAGGUGAAGCAGAUUUCCUCUUCCAAAAUGACUUUCCGAUUUCUGGUUUUGUGUCUGGCAUGUUCUGGGCUUGGAAAGGCGAAGGUGGUUCCACAGGCUGAAGAAAUUCAAGUGAGGGUGGGUGACAAUGCCCCUCUGAGCUGUGCCCUGACAGAGCCCAUGGAUGUUGUGCAAGUGACGUGGCAAAAGGGCUCUGAAAAAUCACUUAAGAAUAUAGCUACAUACAGUAAACUGAAAGGAUUGAGGAUUCACAAGUCCUAUCAAGACCGAAUGAAUUUCACAAGUCUGGAACUCAACGAGACAAGCAUCACUUUUUGGGACGCUACAAUGGAUGAUUCAGGAUGUUACCUGUGUCUCUUCAAUACUUUUCCCUCAGGCUCCGUCUCUGGACGUACCUGCCUGAGUGUCUUUGGUCUCAAUGCAUCUGUCCACUACAACAUUUCUGAAGGUCACUUGGUAGCCGUCUGUAGUGCUGUUGGCUUCCCAGAGCCCACCAUCACCUGGAACGACUUGUUCGAUUCUGCUCCUACACAGGAGGUGGUCAGUCACGCCAGUGGGGUGGUGUCCAUCACCAGCACACUGCACGUCUCCAACCCCAAGAGGAUCAGGGCCCAGGACUUGAUCUGCAGAGUGAACAACACAAAGGAAACAAGGGAAUUGCCCGUGAGAAUUAACGGAGAAGAGGGACCCUCAUUACUUUGGCUGCUGAUUAUUGCUGUGAUCGUAACUGUUGUCGUAGUUGUGUGUUUGCUGUUCUGGAGGAAGAAAAUCUGCAGGAGGUGUUGAAGUGGAUCCUUGAGGAUUUCCAUUCACCUUCCAGAUCAUCAGAGCCCAGCAACCUGAAGUCAGCAUUAGAAAUAUAGUGACUUGACUGGCUGGAAAGAAGCAACAAAAAAAGGAAGAGAUACAUACACUGCCCUAUCUAGACACUGAGUUAUCACUGAAAUGACUAACACAAUGUUUUUUAUUCAGUCUGGACCCUUAAUCUGAAAGAGUAGGAUCAGAGGGACCACUUAGUCCUCUCCUGCUGUGCCAAAAUCUUCUUUGCUCGUGCCACUCAUGGUACUGCUGCUGUGAAAAAUGUAUUUACCUUCUUCCAGUUGAGAUUUGAAAACACCCAUGGAUGGAAGCUCUGCAGACUCUCUGGGGAUCCUCUUGCAGUGCCUGAUUGCUCUUGUAGUAGAGAGGGGUUUAAUUUUUGCCAACCUCUGUCUGCAAUUUCACUUGCAGCAACUCUGAGUUCAUUGCCCUCUUCCUGUGAUCUGGUUUUCCUUCUCUUACCCAGCUGUUCCAGCUCCUUUUCCUCAGUGAAUGUGUCAUUGUGCCAAGGACAGUAUUGCUUAACUUUCUCCAAAAACACCUUCUGAACUCAAAACCACAGGACUCAAGGCCACAGGAACUCAAACCACACUGAAUUUGUCAGAAUUACUGGGGAAGAGCAAUAGGACUCCAGGGAGGUGACAGGUUAAAGAAAGUAGCAGCCACGGUUGGGAAAGAAGAAUUAUAUGUCAUUUAUAUAUAUUUAUAAAUAUAUAAGUAUUGUACUUUAUUUGACCUUUCUAAUCCUGGGGUGGGGUUUCUUCUUGGUUUGGGGGUUUUUUGUUUCUUUUGGUUCAGUUUAUUUUUGGGGUUUUUGGUGGUUUUUUUCAAAUAAGUGAGGAGGAGUUGGAAACAAAGCCCAGUAGUGUAAGCAUUGUCAUCUCCACCCCUCCUUUCUUUUUUGCUGUCAUUCUCUCUCUGGUUAUUUUCCAAAACAACUCUGUUAAUACCCAAUGCUACUCCUUGUUUUGCUGUCAAAAGCCGUGGACUAACUUCCUCCAUAGUGCUGGUGGUCACCUUGUGCACUGUUAAAACAUUCUUCCCUGCCUCCAUCCGUUUGUGCUGUGUCUUUUUGAAGCCACAUAAAUCACCAGAGGCCAUUAUUCUGUGCUGGGCAUUGCUGUGUGGGGUGUCACCCCUCAGCUCGCUGGCCUGUGUCCCUGCUGUGGGUGGGAUGAUGUCAGCAGGAGGUCUUACAGAACCUGGAUUUGCUGAUUUGCCCCGAUUUUGGUGGCAGAUAAAGGCACUGCACUACUCUUAUGAGCUGGCCCCUAAUUCUGCUCCUGCCCCAGGUUGUGUUAGAGCUCCUCUGUCCCCCACCACCCUAAGCUGGUCCUCAGUGCCUGCCCAGGCCUGCUGAUCUGGCCAUUUCCAGGCUUAAAGUUCCAGUUUCCUGAGCUCCCCUGUGCUUGUUUUAGUUGGGAUAGAGUUCAUUUUCUGUGCAGAAGGCAAUAUGGGGCAACUCUCCUGAUUCUCCCAUCCCUCCCAGGGGGCUGUGAAAGCAGCUCUGUAGGGAUUAGUUGCUGCCUGGGGUUAAACCCUGACAGCCCCUGAGCACCUUCACAGGGUGAGGGUUGCCAAAGCCAAGCCUACCUUGGGUUGUACAUUUAAUGGCCCAUUUUACUGACAGGAUAGAUGGAAGGACUUUAGGGGGUCCUCUGGUGAUUUUUGUUCAGCCGAGGAGUUAAAUGUUUAAGGUUUUCCUUCUGUCUGAAUGUCACUGGAUUGGGAUCACUACCAGUACCAUCUUUUGGGUUUGAUCAGCAUUUGUUUGUGCAUCUGAAAUACUCCAUCUCUCCGAGUGUGUUGGACUUCCUAAGUGCCUUUUGUCUUGUGCUUUUUAUGUCAUAUGUUUACCAAGAGUACAGACUGUCAAUCUGAAACACCUACAGAGAGGAUUUAGGAGAUUCAGGACCUAGGACUCAGUGUUAGAACCAGUGUUCUGUUGUUUCCAGAGCAGUGAUAAAACUUUGUGUGUGUGUGUGUCUCAGUGUAUUAGUGAAGAUGUGAGGGAUGACAUUUGCUCUACUAUUGUAAGUACAACGUGGAUUAUUUAUUUAUAUAUUUUACUUUUUCUAAUAAAAAAAUGUUUUCCAGCCAAUA
Molecule: messenger RNA, 3002 nt
Organism: Pipra filicauda (Wire-tailed manakin)
Lineage: Eukaryota; Metazoa; Chordata; Aves; Passeriformes; Pipridae
Gene: CD200
Product: CD200 molecule
Exons: 6
Coding region: 108-866 (252 amino acids)
Biological process (GO): negative regulation of macrophage activation; regulation of immune response
Molecular function (GO): cell-cell adhesion mediator activity
Source: RefSeq, a predicted model, not a curated record